Molecule: messenger RNA, 1924 nt
Organism: Nicotiana attenuata
Lineage: Eukaryota; Viridiplantae; Streptophyta; Magnoliopsida; Solanales; Solanaceae
Product: protein IQ-DOMAIN 1-like
Exons: 6
Coding region: 218-1603 (461 amino acids)
Molecular function (GO): protein binding
Source: RefSeq, a predicted model, not a curated record
CACUCUUCUUCAUCAAGAUCUAAUUUUUAUCACACUAAAGUAAGAGGGGUCCAACACUUUACUAAUCUUUUUUUGUUACUGUGUACAAAAUAGAAAUAUAUUGUGAGAUAAAGCUACAUUCUUUGAAAUAAAGAAGAACAAAUUAAGAUAUUUUUCUGAGAUCUGAAGAAGCUCCAUUUUUUUCACAGGAUAGGGAAAAUUGAGGAAUAAAUUGAAAAUGGGGAAGAAAGGAAGCUGGUUUUCUUCAGUAAAGAAGGCUCUGAGCCCAGAUCCUAAGAAAGGAAGUAAAUCAAAGAAGAAAUGGUUUGGGAAAGAAAAGGAUCCGGUUCCAGAUUCUUCAUCCCUAGUCGCUUCCUCAGUGUCUCCUCCUCGUCCAGUUCCUACAGUAGAAGAGGUCACACUGGUUGAAGUAGAAGAGGAGCAGACAAAACAUCCAUAUUCUGUUGCAGCUUCCACUUCUGCAGCUCCUGAAGCUUCUGCUGCAGCUAACCAGGUUGCUGUGGAGGUUGUUCCGUUAACUAAAGUGACUAAGUUUGCAGGCAAAUCAAAGGAGGAAGCAGCUACAAUCAGGAUUCAGACUGCAUUUCGAGGAUAUCUGGCUAGGAGAGCGUUGAGGGCGUUAAGAGGACUUGUUAGACUCAAAUCACUUGCUGAUGGACCUACUGCAGAACGGCAAACUGCCCAUACUCUAAAAUGCAUGCAAAUGCUUUCCCGUGUGCAAUCUCAGAUUAGUUCCAGAAGGAUCAGGAUGUUGGAAGAGAACCGAGCUCUCCAGAGGCAGCUUAUGCAGAAACAUGCAAAAGAACUCGAGAGUUUGAGGAGAGGGGAGGAAUGGGACGACACUGUGCAAUCAAAAGAACAGGUCGAAGCAAGCUUACUCAAGAAAUAUGAAGCUGCAGUGAGACGUGAAAGAGCACUAGCUUAUUCAUAUUCACAUCAGAAAACCUGGAAGAAGUCAUCAAAAUCUCCCAACUUGUUGUUUAUGGAUCCAACCAAUCCUCAGUGGGGUUGGAGCUGGUUAGAUCGGUGGAUGGGCGCGAAGGAACUCAAAAAUGAUCAAAUGUCCAUUAGAAGUGCCAGUAUGAGUGUUGCCGGAGGAGAAAUUACCAAGGCAUUUGCUCGGCAUCAGCUGAAUUCAGAACUCCCUUCUUCUCCGUCCAGCCAAAAGCAAGGUCACCAAUCUCCUACAACCCCUUUCAAGACAGCCAAUUUAGUCGCAGCCAGAAAAUUAAAAUCGGCAAGAGUAGCUGCAAUAAGUCAAGAUGAUGAUGCACGAAGCAUGAUCAGUGUUCAAUCAGAACGUAACAGGAGGCAUAGCAUCGGGGUAUCAUCUAUAAGAGAUGACGAGAGCUUGGCAAGCUCUUCCUCUGUACCAAGUUAUAUGAUACCUACUAAAUCAGCAAAAGCAAAAACACGGUUGCAAAACCCUUUAGGCAUGGAGAAUGGUACACCAGAAAAGGGAUCAGCAGGGUCUGUCAAGAAACGGCUCUCUUACCCGCCUUCACCGGCCAGACCAAGACGGCACUCAGGCCCACCAAAGUUUGAGAAUACAUCCCUAAACACGUCCAUUGCUGAGGAUAACGUGAACGAGGUCAUCAACUAAUAACUCUUGCCACAAGUAAGAAGCUAUCCUAUUGCCCUACUACAUGAGCUAAAUGCAGAUAAGAAAUAAAGAUCAAAGGGGAAUCACCUUCUCCAUAAAAUUCUUAUUAAUUUGUCGUUGUAUUUGGGCUUACCUUGGAUGGUUCUUGCUCUUAUAUAUUUCUUUUCUUCCACAGUUGUUGAUAAGGUGAGGUUGUGAUAAUAGUGAAUCAUUCUAAAGAAAACAAUUUCCUUUGGUUGUGAUUAUAUAUGCAGUAUGAUUGUUUCCUUCUUAUGUACCCACAUAGUGAAAAGAUUAUUUAUUUAUUCAGUUAAAUAUUCA